This is a messenger RNA of Strongyloides ratti, 408 nucleotides long. RefSeq lists its product as hypothetical. The coding region runs from base 1 to 408 and encodes 135 amino acids. The transcript is spliced from 2 exons. The record is from RefSeq and is a predicted model, not a curated record. Lineage: Eukaryota; Metazoa; Nematoda; Chromadorea; Rhabditida; Strongyloididae.
AUGAAUCUUUUUUCACGUGCAUUAUCUAAUCAUCUACAAAGAUGUCAGAGAUUUGCAUCAAAAAAUAUUGUGAAAAUGCCAAAGUUUAGUGAAUCUAAAGCUUACUAUGGGUAUAAUAAAUUUGGAGCACAAAACAGGUAUAUAAAUGAAAAGUAUAAGCCAUCAUACUACGAUACAACAAGUUUCGGAUCAGUUAUUACAUACUUUGUAUAUUUACGUGAAGAAAAUGAUUUGAACAUUAUAUUUAAUACACCAGGACACAUUUUGUCAGCAAGUAUUGAAAAGAAACUUAUUUUAGCUAAAAUUGAAAAAGCACGUGCUAAUGGAGAGGAUACGAAAUUGUUGGAAGAAGAGUUGGCAUACGUUGAUAUCAAAAAAGCGGCUUUAAAGGCACAAUUAGGGGAAUAA